GUGGUUGCUUAAUUACAAGGGACAUUAGUACAUAAGAUAAAAAUGUCUCACUUUAUAGCAAACUGUGUCCUAAACUUUUCUGUCUGAGGUUUUUCAAACAACUGAAUCUUUUUGAAGCAAAUAAGAUACCACAAAGACAGAAACAAUGAAGGGUGAAUAUGAGUCCAAUUGCAAAGAUGAGAGUCAAAGUCAACAAACUAACACAAACACUUUGAUCAAUGAGAUUGAAGAAGAAGAUGAGAAAUUUUAUUAUUCUACUACAAGUUAUAUGUUUGAAAUGGAUCAUAAUAAUGGGGGUUUGGUCCGUUUGAACAGUACAAGAAGUGAAGGUGAAAUGGAUCAAGCCAGUUUGUUUUCCUUUGAUUUUAAUAAUAAAGGAGGAGAUAUUCAUGAUAUUGUUUAUGUUGCUGUUUGGAACAAGAAUAUUAGCCAAGAAGAAUCAAGUAUGGACGCACUGUUUUGGACUCUCAAACAUGGUGUAAUCAAUCCAAAUUCUGCCAUUGUUUUUCUUAUUCUUAUCUUCCCUCAAACCAAAUAUAUCCCUACUCCUUUGGGAAUGAUUCCAAUAAGCCAAGUGAAUGAAGAGCAAAAGGAGAAGUACAUGGCUCAAGAAAGAAGCAAGAGGAGGCAGUUCCUUAAAAAGUUUGUUGACAUCUGCACUGCUUUCAAGGUUAAAGUGGAUACAAUUCUUAUAGAGAGUGACAUGGAAGGCAAAGCUAUACUGGAUCUUAUUCCUAUCUGCAACAUAAGAAAGCUGAUUCUUGGUACUUCUAAAGCCAAUAUCAAGAAAAUGAUGUCAAGAAGAGGUAAUGGGACGGCUUAUCAGAUAUUGCAAAAUGCACCAGAGUUCUGUGAGGUUAAGAUCAUAUGUGAAGGCAAGGAAAUUGUAGAGCUACAGAUGUUUGAAUCUCUAUCUCUCAGAUCAAAUUCCAUUGGCAGCCCAAAGUCAAGUGAUGGCCAAAGCCAAAAUCUGGAUCAAGAAUCCCAAAAUGAAUCCAAUAGAUGUAAAGGAUGUUUCAGAGCUAAGGUCAUGCCUUAGAUCUAUAGCUCAUAGUGUCCUACCAAUGACUUGAAGGAUGUAAAUUUCUAUCACCAAAUAACUGGUUUACACACAAGUAUAGUAUUUCAGUUUAUCUAUUUACAUAAAAAUAAGUCUUUUUAGUAAUUUUGG
Molecule: messenger RNA, 1171 nt
Organism: Nicotiana tabacum (common tobacco)
Lineage: Eukaryota; Viridiplantae; Streptophyta; Magnoliopsida; Solanales; Solanaceae
Source: RefSeq, a predicted model, not a curated record